Molecule: messenger RNA, 2678 nt
Organism: Gordionus sp. m RMFG-2023
Lineage: Eukaryota; Metazoa; Nematomorpha; Gordioida; Chordodea; Parachordodidae
Product: rho guanine nucleotide exchange factor 7-like
Exons: 15
Coding region: 17-2437 (806 amino acids)
Cellular component (GO): cytoplasm
Molecular function (GO): guanyl-nucleotide exchange factor activity; protein binding
Source: RefSeq, a predicted model, not a curated record
AACAUAUGUAACUAAUAUGGUAAUAAACAAGGAUUUUACAAAAAAUAUUAUUAGAGCUAAAGCUUUGUAUAGUUUUAAAGGAAAAAAUAAUGACGAAUUAAGCUUUCUUAAAGGGGAUAUCAUCACUAUUACUCAAGCUCCUACUCUAGUAUGUGAUAAAGAAAUAAAUAUUUAUGAAAGUGAUCCAAAAGAUUGGUGGGAAGGCUCUUUGUCCUCAAAAAUUGGUUGGUUUCCAUGUAAUUAUGUUGAGAUAAUAGAUAAUGAUGAAUCAAUUAAUAAUUUGGAUAUAUAUAUUCACAUUAAGCCAAGUCAAACAAAUAUUUCUUUUCACUCAAUGGUCAUUCAAAAUGCUGUAGAUCAUGAGACUAACCACGUGAAUGACAUUCACGAGUUGCUAAGAAAAUAUUUGCGACCAUUACAUGGUGCAAAAAUUAUGACUAUACUGGAAUAUUAUUGUAUCCUUUCAAACCUAGAACAUAUUGCAAUAUUUCAUUCAAAGCUUUUAAAUUUACUGAAAUAUGUCACAGAGUCCAAAAUUGAGCAUCAACGAAUAGGAGGAUUAUUUCUCAAAACAUAUCCACAAAUUUCUUCGCUCAUCAAAAAAUACUGUUCAAAUCAUCCUUCUGCUAUGAGAAUAGUGAUAGACGUUAAAAGGGAUGGCAUCCAAACCUAUUUAAAUACCUUGAAUAAUCUUCAAAAUGUCAGUCAACCGAGUACCAAAAAUGUUAAUAUCAAGAAAAUCAGCGAGGUGGAACAUUGGAAAAAGCUAUGUGCUGGUUUAAGCCUUCCUUUUAGGCACUUGGAAAGAUACCCGACCUUUUUAAGAGAAUUGUACCGUUUAUUACCCGAAAAUCACGUAGAUCGUGGCGAUAUUCAAAGAGCUAUCGAAUUAUACUGCGACCUUAUGGUACAACUGCAAGACAUUAGGAAGCAAAAGGAAUUUGAAUUGGAAAUCGUUACAAAUUCAAUUGAAGGCUGGGAGGGAGAAAACAUCAAAGCGCUAGGUCAUAUCGUUUCCAUCACUACGGCAAGUAUAAUUUCGAGAAGUUCUGAAAAUCUGAAUUGUGAUGGAUUCAAUCAAAAAGACGAAAAAUAUUUUGUUUUAUUUCCUGAAACCUUAUUGAUAAUAUCCCCCAACUUUACCUUAAAUGGCUUCUUAUACGAGGGAAAAAUUCCUAUAGCAGGAUUGAAAACCGAAAGCAUAAAAGUAUCUGAAAAUUUUAAUGAGGAUACAACUAUUAUUAUUACAGGAAUUUUGAUUGAUCCUAUCAUAGCCCAAUGCAAUAAUAUUAAAGAAAAAGAUAGGUUUAUUGAAAAUAUGAGCCUACUUCAAGCCAAAAAUGUCUCCAAAAUGUUUGACGCGUCAGUUAUCAAUCAAAAAAACAUUGAAAACUUGGUUCCUAAAAAUAAUGAUGAUGAAGGUAGAAUCGAAAGGCUGACUUAUAUAAAAUCCGGUAAUAUCACUCUAAAAGAAAUCAACAAGCCUAAACAAUCAAGUUACGUUGCUCUUUCUGAUUCAAUUCAGAGCGAUUCAAAAACAAUUACUACUAAAUAUCAUGACAAUACCGCAAACGUGAGUUCUUCCCUCAAUGAAAUAAGCCAUCAAGGACCACCACCGAUCAAUAUAAGUCGUAAAAAAUUAGUACCUUCUCUCGGGAAUGUAAUGAAACCGGAAGAAAUAGCUUCUAACAAAUCUCACACUCAAAUUCAGUUUUCAAGCCCUGGAGGAAUGAAGGAUAAAGAGGACAUUUACGAAACAUUUUACAUGUCAUCCUCCUCUCUCACCAAUACCACACUAUCCCCAUCUCCGUCUUUCGCCAUCAAAGAUGUUGCUAACGAAUCUACCAAAUAUAAUAUUUUAUCCGUACCUAAUGGUAAAUGUUUCACUAGCCGCCAUAAUAACUUUGUAAUUAGUAACGACAUUUUAGACAGCAGUAUUUACGAAAAAUCAAUUUCAAUAUCGGAACCCAAAGUUUUCUACAACCAAAAAGUAUAUAACCUUUCUAUGAUCAGCCCUUUAUCACCACUUAGACCCAAAUUGAUGGAGGUAUUCCCUGUUCAGAGAUCCAAUAUAGUUUAUUUUAAAUCUAUAGAAAAUCUUGAGGACGCACAGCUUUUAAAGAUUGUUGAAACCUUAAAUUCAGAUAUCGAAAAUUGGGACAAAAAUAAAUUUGAAGAUUAUUGGAUGAACGGAAAUCAGUCCGACACUACAUAUGCCAUAAUUAAUAAGAAUUCCAAAGAUUAUGACAAACACGUGGUAUAUCAAAUAAAUUCAAAAAUAGACCGAAUGUAUCAGGUUUAUAUUGAACAUAUUCAUCGACUUGAAAACUUAGAAUGUAAUAUGGUUUUAUUAAGACAGAGUUUAGAAACUGAAACGUUGGCUAGACUUAAAUUACAAAUUAUAGUGGAUGAAAAGUUAACAGAUCUAAUUAACUGAACGAUGAAGAACUUCAUUUACAUAUGACCUACAAUAAUAUAUAUGUAUUUUUUUUCUCAUGUGAUUGUGACUUAAUUUAUUUUUUUUAAAUGUUUUGAUAUUUUAAAAAAUUUGAUACUGAUAUCGGUGAUAUAUACGUAAUUAUUUUAAUUGAUAUAUAAAACCCAAAUUGAAUUUGUUAUGUUAAUUAUAUUUUAUUGACUGUAUCAUUAAUCAUUAUUAGCGCUGAAGGUUAGUAGAU